Molecule: messenger RNA, 4980 nt
Organism: Columba livia (rock pigeon)
Lineage: Eukaryota; Metazoa; Chordata; Aves; Columbiformes; Columbidae
Product: alpha-N-acetylneuraminate alpha-2,8-sialyltransferase ST8SIA3
Exons: 4
Coding region: 165-1307 (380 amino acids)
Biological process (GO): N-glycan processing; oligosaccharide metabolic process
Molecular function (GO): alpha-N-acetylneuraminate alpha-2,8-sialyltransferase activity
Source: RefSeq, a predicted model, not a curated record
GGCGGGGCGGCCGCUCCCGGCUGCCAUUUCAUCGCGCCGCCGCUCGGUCCCUCCAUUUUCUCUCCGGCUGCCGGCGGUGCGGGCCCCGUCCCGCGCCCGCCGCCCCCCAUGUAGCCCCGCGGCAGCCCCCCCGCCCACGCCCAGCCGCGGGGCCGCCUCCCGGCAUGAGGAGCUGCAAGAUGGUGCGGGUGGCCAGCGUGCUGGGGCUGGUGAUGCUCAGCAUCGCGCUGCUCAUCCUCUCCCUCAUCAGCUACGUCUCGCUCAAGAAGGACAACAUCUUCGGCGCGCCCCGCGCCGCCGGCCCGGGGGGGCCCCGCAUGUACAUGUUCCACGCGGGAUUCAGGUCGCAGUUCGCACUGAAGUUCCUAGACCCCUCAUUUGUGCCUAUCACGAACUCCCUGAGCCACGAGCUGCAGGACAAGCCCUCCAAGUGGGCCUUCAACCGCAGCGCCUUCGCACACCAGAGGCAAGAAAUCCUGCAGCACGUCGACGUAAUAAAAAACUUUUCUUUGACCAAGAACAGUGUUCGGAUCGGACAGCUGAUGCAUUACGAUUAUUCCAGCCAUAAGUAUGUGUUCUCCAUCAGCAAUAACUUCAGAUCGCUGCUUCCCGAUGUGUCGCCCAUCCUGAACAAGCAUUACAACAUCUGUGCCGUGGUGGGAAAUAGUGGGAUCCUGACCGGGAGUCAGUGCGGGCAAGAAAUAGAUAAAUCCGAUUUUGUUUUUCGCUGCAAUUUUGCUCCAACUGAGGCUUUCCAGAAAGAUGUUGGAAGGAAAACUAAUCUGACGACCUUCAACCCCAGCAUCCUGGAAAAGUACUACAACAAUCUUUUGACCAUUCAGGAUCGCAACAACUUCUUUUUAAGCCUGAAAAAGCUGGAUGGGGCCAUUCUUUGGAUCCCAGCUUUUUUCUUCCACACGUCGGCAACGGUCACGAGAACACUGGUUGACUUCUUUGUUGAGCACAGAGGGCAGCUAAAGGUCCAGUUGGCUUGGCCAGGAAAUAUCAUGCAGUAUGUGAACAGAUACUGGAAGAACAAGCACUUGUCGCCCAAGCGGCUGAGCACAGGUAUUCUCAUGUACACCCUUGCCUCUGCCAUCUGCGAGGAGAUCCACCUGUACGGGUUCUGGCCCUUCGGCUUCGACCCCAACACGCGGGAGGACCUCCCGUACCACUACUACGACAAGAAGGGAACCAAGUUCACGACCAAGUGGCAGGAGUCCCACCAGCUGCCUGCGGAGUUCCAGCUGCUCUACAGGAUGCACGGUGAAGGACUGGCCAAACUCACCUUGUCGCAUUGUGCCUGAGAACCUACAAGUGCCAAAUGGUUAUCUAAAAAGUGCCCAAAACCCAAUUAAACAUUCUUCAGAUAGAAUUAUAAAAAAACAAACAACCCACACACCACACCCUAAAACGUUUGCCAUAAUAUAAAGAUGCUUUUUAGUCACGCUUGUCACUGCUCAUCAAAGGAUCUAAGGAUGUUUAGCAGUGCAGAAGCAUUUUUCAAAUUCUGUGGAUGCUAUUCAUGCAGCAGCGAAGUUGAAAUAUUUUGCAUUUAUAGAUAUGCCACUAAGUAUGUUUUAAGGUACUUUAGUAUUUUAGCAUUCCACUAAAUGCCCUGAGUCUCUUAAUUUUAUUGUUCCUUCCUGAUUAGAACUAGAAACGCUAACUUUAAAAGGUUUGCUUCUUUUGUAUAUGUUGCUGUCGAUAGCUGAGCAUACAUAUAUCGCUGUGGCUGAUGGAGAAGGCCACUCUGAAUUCCAGUUCACCAUCACUGCCGAGUUCUUCGAUGUGGAUCCUAACUUCCACUGCUUGCAUAUUUUCAUAUUCACUGAGUUUUAUGUUUUCUAAAGGAUAAUGUGAAGGUCACAAUAUGGCUCGUACCUUAGCUAGGGGGUUAUGCUGCUCUCAGAAUACUUCAGCAUUUCAGUUCAAUUUGGGCCACAUCCCAGUCCAGAUCAGACAGGCUGGAACAAGUGCCCACGCACCCGAUGCUCUUCGGUCUUUUGAUCUGAGAGUUAAACCACCGCGCUCAGCGGAAUUAGGAUUCUCUGCGGGGGUGUUGGGUGAGCAGAGCGCCGAACCCCGGCGUGGGCGGCCCUGCUCCCCGCACCCCCGGUGAUGGGGGCUCCUCUGGGGGACGGUGCCCCGAGUGGGAGCGCGGGGCUCCCGCCCGCCCCUCCGCACGCCCCGCUCCGUCCUGCGCGGGCAGGGACCCCACGCGCUGGGGGGUUUAAGUGCUUUUUGAAGGGAAGUGAGUGCCAGGAAGAGGAAAUACUGUCACCAGAUUUCCCCGUUCGCAUCUCUAAGUCCGCAGUCAGACAACUAAAUUAGUGGCCCUGCUUUCCGGCCACCAACAGCCACCCAAGGUGGCCAAGGGAAGACACAGCUUCCUCGGCACCGCUGGACAUCAGGCUGUCCGCAGAGAGGACAAACCCCAGGGUCGCUGAGGUGUGAGACGUUGGCCGUUGUGUCUCAGGAGAAAGGAGCCUGUACAAUAGCUGGGUUUCUUAUCGCAAGUACGCUUACAAGUAUUUUAACGUUUUUCUACUAUUCUGUAUGGCUCUGAGAACUGAUCACGCACUGAAAGAAGAUGCAAAAUCCCAUUUAAAAUCAUACUUCUAAAUGGCACAUUUUAAUUUUUCCCGGCCUCUUCACCUACGGGCAGACGUAGGAGGUGAGGAAGGAGAUCUGGAGCACAACCCCCAACCUGAGCAGCCCGGAGCAUCUCCUGGUGCCACCACGGCUCUGCCGCAGCCGAGUUCCCCUCUGCCUGCGCCCCGGGGAGGUGCAGCCGGCGGCUUCCUUCCCUGUUUUCAUUAUCCCACGUUUCCUGGCUUUUGCUUUUUCAAAGGCUGCGGGGGCCGGGCUCUGCAGAGGGGUCGGGGUCUCCUGCACCGUGUCCCCUGCGCCCAUCGCCGCCGCAGCAGAGCGCGGCCUCUCACAGCUGCUUCUGGAGGCGUAGUCGUGCAGUGCUGGUGGUGUAUGUUGCCAUAUGGUGCCAUAUGAGUUGUUCUCGAUAUUACCGUGUAUUCUCCGUGUCGUGGUCGCGCGCGGUUUGGCUGUGCUGGCGCAGAGCGCGCAGGGUGCAAGGACAGGCUGUCCCCAUCGCGUCCCCAGCCCCGCGGACCCUCUUGGUGAGCGCUGCGGGGUGGCAGCUGCCGUGUGUCCAAGCGGGCAGAGGGGCUGGGGGGACCCCGGCGCUCUGCAGCCCCCUCCCACCCCAAGAGGGACAGGACCCUGCUCUAUGGACAGCCUGGCAGCACAGCUGGAACAGCUGGAACUUUCCAGAGGCACAGAGAGAUGCACAGGGCGGAGAAGGAAGCACAGAAACUACCGCAAAUAUUCGGAAGUGGGAAUACAGAAAAAUUAUUGACAGAGCGCCAUAUUAUAUCAUUGAUUUUUAAGCAAAACUCCCCAUCGAUUUUUCAGAACCACAUUGAACAUUUCAGAAUCAUUGAUUUUAAUGGGGAGUUCUGCCCCAAAAAUCAAUGGCGCAAUACAGCCCAAAGUAAAUUGCUUCUUAGUAUCAAUAUUUUUUGUCCGAGCUCUUGCAAUGUGAAAAACCGUCUUAAAAUGUGCAUCUUGUGGUUUUGCCUGUUUCCUGAGAUGCUCUUUGAGUCGUGCUGUUGCGGGGGGCCGGGCAGGCUGUGCGGGCCGGGGGACACGCCGCAGCGGGGCUGUGCCCACGGGCAGGGACGGAGCCCCGCAGCCCGCUCGGCCCGCGCUCCUCCCGGAGCCAAAGCCCCGUUUCUGGGCUGGGUUCUGGGAGGACCUGCCGUUAGGACGCUGUGCAUCGCAGAGCGGCAAACGGGGUCCCCGCUCAGGACUGUGAGUGGCCCCAUUCUGCAUCGCCUUGGCGAGGCUCUCCCUUCCCUCCCGUUUGGCCCCAAAUCAUCCUGCCUCUGUCGACCUAAACAAAUUCCUGAUGGCGCAGGGAAAAUACUGUCAUUACUGAAUGUCUAGACAAGCAAAUAUGGCUAAAUGAGAGUACGCGUAAUGCGAGGUGGUCGAUAUUUGUAAGUACAAAACAUUUGCGUUUACAAAAGCGAGAGGAGUGCUCCUGGCUGGCUCCAGGGCAGGGUCCGGCUGGGCGCAGACCCCGCUCCCCCGGGACCGCGUCCCCAAAUGGGGCUGGGGACCUGCGGAGGGACCGCGCCGGGCGCCGGGGGCUGCGGCCGGGGCCGCUGUGAGCAGGGGUGUACAUAAGAGUGGAAAUGCCUGUGUUACCUUCUCUUCUUUGGUACAUCUUGGGUUCGUAUUUGCGUUGCUUGCAUCUUUCCAGUGAAUGGUAGCGAGAUACAUUAAAACAAAGUCAUUUUGGCUACCGGUUUUAGUUGUGGAGUAUACCAAAAAGCAAGCGUUUGUGAAAUAUAACUAACUGUGAAUGCAGGUUGCAAAAACUGAUUGUUGAGAAAAAAAAACAGGUUUUCUGUAAAUGAAUGUGUCUUUAUUCUAAUGGCUAUACAGUUCAAUGCCUGAUGGAGUUGUUUUCAAUAAAAAAGAUAAAUAUUAAAAAAAAGAAAAAGAAAAAAAAAUGCCAUAACUGUAAUAAAGGAUUCAUUAUUUAAUGGCCAUACUUCAAGCAUUAUUUAUUUUUAAGUGGCUAAUGUCCAUAAAGGGCCAGGGCACGGUCUCAGGUGGACAGCAAAGCCGCACACGGUGCAAAGCACGUUGCGAGCAAACUGGGGGUUCAGCCGUGUCCCCCACACCGGGCCCGCAGGGUGACGUUUGGUCCCAGCCCGCCUGCCCACGGGUGCGUGGCAGCUGGUGACAGAGCCCUGGCUCCCUGGUGACCGAGUGCCGCAUCCCCGUCCCGAGCACUGGCUGCGCGGAGCAGCGCGGCGGGUCGUUCAGGAUCUCAGCAAUGUGACUCUUUGGUGUGAAUGUGCCUGCAACAUUGACUCAUGUGCCAAAACACAAUAUUGAAUGCAUUGUUUUUAAAUAAAAUGUUUUAUUGUGCAUUGAAAGUCUGUAAAA